Messenger RNA from Siniperca chuatsi (mandarin fish), 2175 nucleotides. RefSeq names its product SIX homeobox 2a (gene six2a). The record is from RefSeq and is a predicted model, not a curated record. Gene Ontology annotation, biological process: regulation of transcription by RNA polymerase II; kidney development. Gene Ontology annotation, molecular function: RNA polymerase II cis-regulatory region sequence-specific DNA binding; DNA-binding transcription factor activity, RNA polymerase II-specific. NCBI's taxonomy places the organism in Eukaryota, Metazoa, Chordata, Actinopteri, Centrarchiformes, Sinipercidae. Gene Ontology annotation, cellular component: nucleus; transcription regulator complex. The coding region runs from base 378 to 1250 and encodes 290 amino acids. The transcript has 2 exons.
AAUCGCUUGUCUUGCCAGCUUAGAAUAAUAUUAUUAAAACGAGCCAGCGAGCCCGGUCUCCGGGAGUAGGUUAUGUUGAAACGGCAUAGAAAAGGUGGAGGAGGACGGUGGAAGGAGUAGCAACUUUCUCUCUUUCUCACCAACUUCAUGAGGAUUUGUCGCCUGGGGUUUUGCAUGGCUGAAUGGACUUGAGUUUAUUUCACAAUACGCAGUUGGAUAUUACCUUACCGUGGCCUGUUUUAAGUUUAAAGCUGCUCUUUUUGGGGACCUUUUGUCGCUUAUGGACUUAAUGCGUUUUGAUUUAAUGUGAGACUGAGUGGGGAGACGUGGAAGUAGGCAAAGGCACAAUAUAAUCUGUAUUGAUUUACGUUGUCGCCAUGUCCAUGCUUCCAACGUUUGGUUUUACGCAGGAACAAGUGGCAUGUGUCUGCGAAGUCCUCCAACAAGGGGGGAACAUCGAGCGGCUCGGGCGCUUCCUCUGGUCCCUCCCGGCGUGCGAACACCUCCACAAAAAUGAGAGCGUCCUCAAAGCGAAAGCCGUGGUCGCCUUCCACCGGGGGAACUUCCGAGAGCUCUACAAGAUCCUGGAGAGCCACCAGUUUUCGCCGCACAACCACCCGAAGCUGCAGCAGCUGUGGCUCAAAGCGCACUACAUCGAGGCGGAGAAGCUGAGAGGCCGCCCGCUCGGCGCCGUGGGGAAGUACCGCGUCCGGAGAAAGUUCCCCCUGCCCCGCUCCAUCUGGGACGGAGAAGAGACAAGCUACUGCUUCAAGGAGAAGAGCAGGAGCGUUCUCCGGGAAUGGUACACCCACAAUCCUUACCCAUCCCCGCGGGAGAAAAGAGAGCUGGCCGAGGCCACGGGACUCACCACCACGCAGGUCAGCAACUGGUUCAAAAAUCGACGGCAGCGAGACCGAGCAGCGGAGGCAAAAGAAAGAGAAAACAACGAGAACUCCAACAGCAAUAGUCACAACCCAUUGACUUCUUCCAUGAAUGGAAAUAAAUCUCUAUUGGGGAGCUCGGACGACGAUAAAACACCAUCGGGGACACCGGAUCACACGUCUCCGAGCCCGGCUCUGCUCCUCGGCUCAAACGCCGGUUUACAGUCCCUGCACGGCCUCGCGCCCCCACCGGGACCCAGCGCCAUCCCGGUACCCAGCGGUGCAGACUCGGUGCACCAUCACCACUCAUUGCACCAUGACACCAUACUGAACCCUAUGUCUUCUAAUCUAGUGGACCUUGGCUCUUAAAAAAACCGGCACAGAUGGGAGACAGAGAGCACCGUUUUUUGGAAAAGUAAUUUACGAGGUGGCGUGAGACAAGCUUCAAGCACUUGCGGCAAGGUGCAAAGCAGACAGACUGGGACACUGCGAAAACAGCCACCGUAACAAAUCAUUUAGUCUCAUAUUCAACCUCUAAAAAACAAGUGGGAAAAAUCUGCCAGUGGGCGCAGCACCUCCACUUAUCCCCAAAUUAAACUUCCGCUUGUUUCAGGGACUUUCUAGAAACAAGUGUCAAGGUGCAGCACUUAAGAAAUAUUCGAGAAAUACUUAAAGCAGCCACCAUUUUCUCACCCUAUUGGCAUAUUUUCUUUUUAAUUCGCUUAAGGAAAAUAUAACUCGAAAGAUUAUAUGACUUGUUAAGACGGAUCAUUUUUGCAGUGGUGGUGCAGACAAAAGGUGAGGCAGAUCUAGGUCGUUUUAGGUAAAAAAAAAAAAAGAAAAAAAAGAAAAAAAGUAUUUUACCGGAAUGUAAUAACGUGACAUGUUAUUAUAUUAUAUUAUAUUGUUGAAAACAAUAACAAUAAAAUGUCUUAAUUCUUGUUACUAUUACCGUUGUUAUUUUAGGGGUUUAGAUUUAUCAACAUACUCUGUAGGCACCGAGUUAAAGAUACCCCAUCGCCUUUUUGUUUACAUAGGGUUUUCCAAGAGAGCCAUAAACAGUUCAUUUUUUAUUUUAUUUUUUGGAGGGGGACGGGGGGAUGAUGGGGUAUGAUAUUCUCAAGUGUCUUAUAAGAGCCGUGAUAAGAUGAAAUAUCUUAAUCUCUUGAUAUUAUUAUUAUUUGCAUUUUCAUUUGGAAAGAGACUGCAUGUAAACUUUGCGAUAAAUGAUGAAACAUAAAACGAUUCACCUAUAGUUUCAUAUAGCCUUUACAAUAAAAGAAAAUGAAAUACA